CGUUGACAGUGGUGAAGGAACUUCGGAGUCGGCCAUGCCGCUCGAUACAUCAACCGACCAACUUACCCGCUUAACAUCAGCGAUUAAUCAACUUACAGAACAUCUAAUUGGCAAAGAAAAUCCUACAAAAUUGCAAGAAGACUCUUCAAGAACCCCUUCCGUGAAGGGAAAAGGCAAAGGGCCGSCAAAACGUUCAGCGGCCCCUGAAGAUCGUCCCGCCAAAAAACGGCGCCAAGAUGGCCGCUCCACGAGCACGCCUGAUGGCGAGGAUGAUCGAGACCCUGAGGAAAUCAUGAAUGAGAUCAUUGGUAAAAACAAUGUCUCAGAUGAAUCUGAACACGAACAUGAAUCUGGUGAGUCAGAUAUUGAUGRAACACUAGCCGAACUCCAAAAGGAGUACGAGUCUGAUGACAUAACUGGGGCCAAGCUCCAACAUAACCAGCUCGCUAAGCUAGUUGACAAAAUGCUUCGACAUCGUAUGUCGGAUAAAGCAUUAAAAGACAAGUUAGAUCGCAUAGAAAGGCCGGAAAACUGUCAAAAUGCAAAGCCUACUAGGGUGAAUCCAGGCAUCUGGCGAAGGCUCAGAGAUUACACUAGAAAAACUGAUGCACAAAUGUACAAAAUUCAACAAGCUCUAGUGAAAGGAAUGAUACCAGUCAUGYGCAUGACUGACCUGUCCAUGACAGGGCACCUGAGCGGCGACCAACUUCAGCAGAUGAAGAAAAAGGGCUUAGAGGCCUUAUCUCUCUUCUCACAUGCAAACUAUGAGAUAAAUGUGCAGAGAAAAUUGUUUAUGAAGUCAGACAUAGGCAAGGAUUAUGCCUAUCUGUGCUCUUCACAGAUUCCCUUCUCUGACAUGCUUUUUGGAGAUGACCUCCAAAAACAAUUGAAAGAUAUUGGUGACCAGAACAAAAUUGGUGCCAGAAUCCAAUCCAAAGACUACCGUAGCAACAAUUCAUAUGGUAAUUCGCAUGGUAGCAAAUACAGGAAUUCAAAAAACUCCAGAGGCCAGGACUACAAACCCUGGAAAAGGAAAGAAGGUCAGAGACAGAGCACAAAACAACGACAACAGUCAAAAUAGACACAAAAAGCUCUAAUGACCUGCCUUAUAGGGAAAGUUCUUCAGAAAAUAC
Actinia tenebrosa (Australian red waratah sea anemone) is the source of this 1133-nucleotide messenger RNA. RefSeq lists its product as uncharacterized. NCBI's taxonomy places the organism in Eukaryota, Metazoa, Cnidaria, Anthozoa, Actiniaria, Actiniidae. The record is from RefSeq and is a predicted model, not a curated record.